UGUUGAAUCACUGUUUGAAUGCAUUGAAUGUAUGCCUUAAAGUGUGUUAGUGUUGACCAUAAAAGCAAUACCUAUUGACAGUCAUAUCAAUUACAAGUGUUAACCACUUGUUACCACCGAUUGACUUAAGUGUAGACACAAGUGUCACAAGUUUUUGGAUUAGUCUGACAGCCGAAGACAUGUCUGGCGACGACUUGACCAGCAAUGGUCUGAACGGUAACGGUUUGGAUGACCAGAACGGCACCGAUAUUCCCGAAAUUGAACUCAUUAUCAAAGCGUCGACCAUCGAUGGCCGUCGUAAAGGUGCGUGUCUUUUCUGUCAGGAGUACUUUAUGGACCUCUAUUUGUUGGCUGAGCUCAAGACCAUCUCUUUAAAGGUAACGACCGUUGAUAUGUUGAAACCACCGCCUGAUUUCCGGUCUAACUUUGACUCGACUCCCCCACCAAUCCUAAUUGAUAGGGGACAGGCGGUCCUCGAAAAUGAAAAGAUUGAGCGCUAUAUUAUGAAAAGCAUUCCCGGCGGACAUAAUCUGUUUAUUUCGGACAAAGAGACGGCCACAACCAUUGAGAACCUCUAUAGUAAAUUCAAGUUAAUGUUAACAAAACGAGACGAUGCCUCCAAAAAAGCACUUCUGGUUCACCUCAAGAAUAUUGACCAACACUUAGAAAAACGUAACUCAAGAUUCCUGACCGGAGACACAAUGUGUUGCUUUGAUUGUGAACUUAUGCCUAGACUUCAACACAUCAGAGUUGCCGGCAAAUAUUUUGCUGAUUUUGAAAUACCAGAAGAUUAUGAACACAUUUGGCGCUAUAUGUACCACAUGUAUCAAUUGGAUGCAUUCACACAGUCGUGUCCCGCAGACCAGGACAUCAUAAAUCACUAUAAGCUACAACAGGGCGCUCGUAUGAAAAAACACGAAGAGUUGGAAACACCCACCUAUACGGCUUCCAUACCACCCAAUGUCGACACUAAUAAUUAUAAUAAUCGACAUUAAAUAAACAUUUUGAUAAUAAUUAUUAUUAUUGUUUUCAAAUUAUUAUUAUUGUUUGUUUUUUUUGUUCAGACAAAACUAUAUUUACUUAUUACAAUAUUUUUAAAAUGAAUUAAUUUGCGUUUGAUUUUUAAAUUUGAA
Messenger RNA from Oppia nitens, 1133 nucleotides. RefSeq names its product chloride intracellular channel exc-4-like (gene Clic). Bases 180 to 995 code for a protein of 271 amino acids. Gene Ontology annotation, cellular component: cytoplasm; apical plasma membrane. Lineage: Eukaryota; Metazoa; Arthropoda; Arachnida; Sarcoptiformes; Oppiidae. Gene Ontology annotation, molecular function: chloride channel activity. The record is from RefSeq and is a predicted model, not a curated record. The transcript has 5 exons. Gene Ontology annotation, biological process: chloride transport.